UUACAGUCGGUUUAUUAUGUAAAAAAACUGUGUGGAAAAGGAUAAAUUAGAAAGACUCGUCAGUUUAAAUACGUUUGACUGCUUAAUGAAAUAGCGCAUGUCCUUAUUCUGAAGGCACUUUUUUGUUUUCCGGAGGAAUCCAAACAAGCUAUCCCAACCGAAGCUAAUGGCGAAAGCCGCUGAUUUGCAGCGGAGACAAGCGUAGUGAAAUCAUCCAGUAAUACAACACUUUCUCCAAAGGUGCUCGUCCAACAAUAUACAUGAGAUCACACUCCAGCAGACACCGAUAAGCAGAAACGGAUGCGGACGGUGCUGUGAAACCGUGGAAGCGGGUGGAGCUGCUGCUGCCGUGAGGUGACCCCAUCAGCAUGAAGCCCGUGGCCUAUCAAAACUUCCUCUCCUCGAUGUACGGCAUGGCACCGCCCGUCUACGUGGUCCCCGUACCAAGCUCCCCUAAAAUGGCACGCUGCGACAAGUGCGGAUUCAUGGCCUCGGACAUGGAGUUGUUCAAGAAGCACGUGCUCGAGCACACGGCGGCGAAACUGUACUGCAGUUAUUGCCAGAAAUCCGUGUCGAGCCAGGACGAACUCACCGCCCACAUGCAGCAACAUCUCAAGCAAACGUUCACCUGCCCGUACUGUGGCAUUGGCUAUGUGAGGAAGCUCUGCAUGGUGAAGCACAUUGAGCGCGUGCAUAACGUGAGCAGUAGUCAAGGACCCCCAAAGAUCGGCACGGCUAUGAAUCCACCGUCAACAUUUCAGCCGGUCGGCGUGGCCGUGCCAUUCCCCACCAGGCCUGCCAUCAGACUGGACCAAGGCGGGCCGAAUUCUAGGACAGUAGACACAAAGCUCCUAAGUCACCCUAAUGGUAUUUCAAAUAAUUUACCUAACCACAACAGGGCUUUGACGGUGUCGCUCCCUGAGGAGGUGUCGAUCCCUGCUGGCUGCCUGGUGGAACUUGUCGAAGUGAAAACCGUCAAUGGGUCUAAAGAGCUCAAACUGAGGCUGGUCUCUCAACAAGACGACAACGAGGUAGUCAUGACAGACACAAGGACAGCAGUUGAACAAAACCCCCCAGCGGGGAAGACCGUAGCAUCCAAACUGAAUGCGACGAAGAUAACAAAUACGGGGAUGUGCUUUGUGAACAAGAAGCCGUUUGAAACGAUGACCCCGGUCAGCACGUCCAAAAGCAUAGUCUCCAACCAAGUCUCGAUGAAGAGAACGUCGGAGGAAGUCAUCAACCUAUCGGAGUACUACCCAAACAAGGUUUCCAAAACUGUCCACUAUCCUGCAAAAGAAAAGACGGCGAGCCCGACGGCGUGGAACAAACCUGUUUCCGCUGGAGCCAAAUCUGAUGGCGUCAUCUUCGUAAGAAAGACCUGCCUUGUGCCGCCGGAAAAAACUGAAUUGCGUGUUUCUCAGCAAAAAACUGACGAAAGGAUGACAAGUCUUCCAGAGCAUCGCAAGACUAUUUCCGCCGUGGCAGGACGUCCCGUUCGAGACAUGUUGACGUCUGUCAAAGUUAAAGCCUCUUCCAAAGUCAGGAAGACUCCAGAUUGUAUUAACCUGGAAAAUCAGAGCUCCUCCUCUUCAAAUGAUCCUUCAGGUGCAGCUGUGCGAGUGGCACCUCUGAGGAUCAAGCUCGGCAAGAACAGACCCUCUCCCAAGUCCUCUUUCCAAGUUCCCUCCACUUUGCUAAGAUUGCUCAAUGAAUCGUCAUCUGUCAAAGCGCCCAUGGAUUCCUCUCGCCGGAAGUCCGGCGUACCAGCUGGGUCUCAGGGCGUCGGCGCCAGGGAGAAGACGCCGGAGCCCGAGAGCUUCCCGGUCAUCUCAUCUGUGUUUUCGCUGAGCCAACAACCAGGGGAAACUCAGGGCGCCAUGGUCAUGGCUCUGCGGGGCAUCGUCAUGGACAAACAUCACAACAUCGAGGGUUUGAAACCAGCUGCCGACACGCAGGAUCGGUUACCAGUGAAGCGGGCGCAUGUCCCUGUCAAACUGGAACGGCAUGAGAAAAUAAUGGAACACCAGCCUGUCAUGGCACGGAAUGACAUUAAAAAGGAAGCGAAUCAUGAGAAGGACAGCAUGACGCAGAUGGACAAAAAUAAGUGUUUGAAGUCUGAAAACGAUGAGCUGGUUUGUAAUAAGUCCUCUGCUGUUGUGUAUAACUUGUCAAAAUACGUGACCGUCGCUUUGACAAGAGUGGACGAAUACGGCGCAUGGAAAAAGAGCAGAAAAAGGCCGAAAACCAGGGCGCCCAAAUACAAGCGCCUGACGUCCGCACCCAGCGUCCGCACCGACAACCAACUGAUGCCGCUCCAGUCAGACCAGCUGAUGACGCAGCUGAAACCUGUAGUGUCCGAAUGCAAAACCCGGACGUCCGCACCAAGCGUCCGCACCGAGAUCCAACUGAUGGCGCUCAAGUCGGACCAGCUGGCGACACCCGUAGUGUCCGAAUGCAAGCCCCCGACGUCUGCAUGCAGCGUCCGCACCAACAACCAACCGAUGGCGCUCAAGUGGAACCAGCUGACCACACGGCCGAAACCGGUAGUGUCUGAAUACCAGCUCCCGACGUCCGUGCCAAGCGUCCGCACCGAGAACCAACUGAGGGUGCUCAAGUGGGACCAACUGGCAGCGCGGCUGAAACCCGUUGCGUCCGAAUGCCAGCCCCCGACGUCAGCGCCAAGCGUCCGCACCGAGAACCAACUGAGGGUGCUCAAAUGGGAUCAACUGGCGGCGCGGCUGAAACCCAUUGCGUCCGAAUGCCAGCCCCCGACGUCAGCGCCAAGCGUCCGCACCGAGAACCAACUGAGGGUGCUCAAGUGGGACCAACUGGCGGCGCGGCUGAAACCUCUAGCGUCCGAAUGCAAGCCCCCGAUGUCUACGCCCAAUCCCCGUACCAAGAACCAACUGUUGGUGUUCAAGUGGGACCAGCUGGCGGCGCAGCUGAAACCAGUAGUGUCCGAAUGCCAGCCCUCGACGUCCGCACCAAGCGUCCACACCGAGAUCCAACUGAUGGCGCUCCAGUCGGACCAGCUGUCGACGCGGGCGAAACCCGUAGCGUCCGUAUGCCAGACCCCAACAUCCGCACCCAGCCCCCGCACCAAGAACCAACUGAUGCCGCUCAAGUCGGACCAGCUGGUGACAAACCCAGGCCCAGAUCAGCCUGUGGUGAUCCUCAAUCACCCCAAACCGCGGUCUCCCGUUCAGGAAACGGACGCCGUUACCCACGCCAGACGCCCGGAGAAACCCGCAAAGUGCCAAAUAUUAAAGAUGAGGCUGGGCAAGGUGAUGGGACGGAAGUACGAGGUCACUGGAUGCACUGUUCGGGUCUCCCAAUAAGCAUAUGCGGAGUAUUUGCAAUGAAAGCACUAUUUUUUAUUUAAGACCUGACAAAACAUUCAAUACUGGACAUUUUUGUACAAAUAUUUAUCUGUAACGUGCGCUUCUCCAUGGGUGUUAGAUUCUGUCGGGAAAGUACAAGCAAGGAAACAUUUCAAAGCCUUAUUAGCGACUCGUAGCAUAGACUCUGUAUAGGCAAUGUGCUACAAACGCCUCAUAAUUAUAUUCAUUGUUCUUGGACUAUGUUUAAAAGAGGAACGAGAUACAGUAUGAUAGAUAUACGUAGGACAAUGUUUGCUGUGUUGUUGUUUUUUUUUCUUAAACAAUGCCUCUUUUUAAUCCCUGUCUCGAUUUAUUAAUCGUAAGCCGCCGCAUGAUUGGAACUGCCACUCCCUCUUCGCACUUAGCAACCGCCGCCCCGUAUAGUAGACUGCAUCGCCAUCUGCGGCGUCUUUUGCAGCCUGUCAUGCACAGUCAUGACUAUUCCCUUCAAAUGUGUCAUCGUCAACAAGUUAAUCAGCAAUAAACUCCCACCUGUGGUACGUUUGGCGGCAAAAUCCAUCCAGAUCAAAACCUCAUGCCACUAUAUGAUAGGUCAUUAGUUGCUAUUUAAGACCGGAUUCAUUUCUUUUGUUAAUAUUCCACUUAAAAACAAAAGGAAUCCAUGUUUUCAGGGUGUGUUACAUAUAUAAAUAAAAUGUUCACGAAUGACAAUAUCCAGCCAACAAAUAUUUGUUGUCAUUUAUGUUGGUGAGCUGCAGAUUUCUGCACUCUUAAAGGCAAAAUCCGUCCAGAUAAAGAAGCAACAAUCGUGUGGGUCAAAAUGUAUGUCAUUGUAUGUGAAUAUUGACACUGGUGGAGAAAACGAGAUAAAGCGCCCUACUUUGUGUAAAUACUGCAAAAAAAAAAAAAAAAAAAAAAAAAGAAUAAAUAACAAUGCUUGGUGUUAUUGUAGUGCGGAGGAUUGUUUUUACCCACUCGGGAAGGAGUGCCUGAAUGCACCAUGUGUGUCGAUGUGGCAGCUUUAAGUUACCUUUUGUAUUUAUUUA
Molecule: messenger RNA, 4387 nt
Organism: Nerophis lumbriciformis (worm pipefish)
Lineage: Eukaryota; Metazoa; Chordata; Actinopteri; Syngnathiformes; Syngnathidae
Gene: znf518b
Product: zinc finger protein 518B
Source: RefSeq, a predicted model, not a curated record